This is a messenger RNA of Larimichthys crocea (large yellow croaker), 1492 nucleotides long. RefSeq names its product ciliogenesis and planar polarity effector 2 (gene cplane2). NCBI's taxonomy places the organism in Eukaryota, Metazoa, Chordata, Actinopteri, Sciaenidae. The coding region runs from base 106 to 858 and encodes 250 amino acids. The record is from RefSeq and is a predicted model, not a curated record. The transcript is spliced from 6 exons. Gene Ontology annotation, molecular function: GTP binding; GTPase activity.
AAAAAUGGUGCGUCUACCGUUUUGGUGCAAACACAACUUUUAAAGCCAUAAUUGUCGACUUCUUGAAGCACCUGAAGGCAACAUCACAAAGCACAGAUACGCCACAUGGCGCAGGUCCUUCCUCCCGGGUCGAUCGUCGUAGCUGACUGGCAUCAGUGUAAAGACAGCAAAGAGUAUUUCAGCAAAAUCCUGCACAAGAAGAGACGCAAAAACUUUGGCCUGUUGGAGUCACCGGUGAUGCCUCCACAUGUAGCUGUGGAUACGGUUCACUACAAGGUCUUCAUCUCUGGCAAGAGUGGAGUCGGGAAAACUGCUCUUGCUGCACAUCUCGCAGGCCUGAAUAUUCCCAACAUGCACUAUGAAACUACAGGUAUUGAGACGACAGUGGUGUAUUGGCCAGCGAAGCUGAGAGAAAGUGGCAGAGUGCUUUUUUUUCGUCUGCAGCUGUGGGAUUGUGGAGAGAACGCCUUACGAAGAUUUGACCAUUUGCUCCCAUCCUGUAAGGAGCAGGUGGACGCCGUCCUUUUCCUGUUCUCCUUCACCGACAGGACAUCGUUUGAUGAUCUGUCAAAUCAAAUUGCUAAAUGGACAGGGCCAUCUGCAGGCCGUGUUGUCAAAUUGGUGGUUGGCACCAAAUUUGACCUUUUCAUGCACUGUGAUGUGGCAGAGAGAGAUGUAAAGGACUUCCAGGAGACCUGGAGCAUACCGGUGCUGCGUAUGGGUGGAGAAGUCAGCGAUGGGCUGGGUGACGUUGCCCCCCUCCUCAACUGCCUGGCAGAAAAUCUGUGGCACCAUGACUGUGUUGCAGCCGGAUCAACCAGCCACCAUUCACAGACGGAGACAGGGACUCUGCUUUAAAAACCGAACAUGAUUUUUACGAGCCAGUUGGGAUGAAACUGGACUCCAUGUGAGGGUGUCUGCCUUUGAAGGAUUGCACUUAGCAGCUGGUCUGAGCUUGAGAUAAGCUCCGUUCCUCAGGAUUAGACUGCUGAUGAAAUAAAAGCUAAUGCACUGCUGCAAAAAUUGAUUUUUUUUUUUUUUAACCGGAAGGGAGGAGAGUGUUGAACAGUAUCAGUAUUAUGAGAGACUGAUCUGGUCUUAAAGAUUGUGAGGUACAAAAUAUUCUGUAGUUAUUCAUGCUUUUGUGCAUGAAAUUAACAGCAAGGGGCUGUUGGUCAUGUUCAUAACAUGUGAUUGUUGAAAAGUGUUUUAAUGUCUUCUAUCAAAGUGGUCAAUGUUUGUAUUUUUUGCGUUCUUCAUGACACUCAUUGAGCAGAGCUGUCUAAUACUUUAACGUGCACAAGAGGAAAAACAUUGUUUGCAUUUUAAGAAAAUAAAGUGAGACGAUAAUUGUUGAGUUGCCAUUUAUUGACUUUAUUCAGUUUAUGAAUUAGACUAAUCUGAUUCUGAUUAGGUCAGACUUUUAUUAGAAAAUAAAGGGGGCAUUACAUAAAAGGCCAGUAUUUUAGUACAAGGAAAAAAAUAUUCCAAA